GCAGCCUUAUCUGUCUUUUUUUUUUUUUUUUUACAGAGAGAGCCCUCCCCCUCAAGUAUUCCACUCUCUCCCCCCAUUAGUGGGAGAGAUGGGUGAGGUCGCAGUGUCUGGAAUGAAUCAAGAGGGGGAUGGGAGGGCCAGACACCCCCCAUCCGCUUCUUUCGGUCCAAUCCGAGCCGAGGUGGGCCGCACUCGGGCCGGCCUGAAGCCUGUCUCAGUGCGUGGAGCGUGGCGGGGGCGGGGCUCCUUGGCUCCGUUUGACAGCUGCAAAAAUAGAAAAUGUAUCGCUGGUGAUGAGGGGAAGCAUGCUGCUCCAAUCUUCGCCACAUCGUGUAGAUUAAAAAGACGACUUUUUUUUUUAAUCCUUGUGGACUACCCCCCCCUCUUCCAGGAGUAUGCACCGCGCCUUCUCCUUCCCGGUGACGGUGGAGCGCAGCCGGACGAAGGAGCGCCUGGAGGCCAGUCUGGCCGGUCUGUGUGAGCUGGAGCUCCGCAAGCAGCGGCAGGAGGGUCUGGUGCUCGGGGCGCUGGCUCUGGGCGACCCUCGGCCCAAGCAGCAGGAUCCCCCCGACGCAGGAGGAGACGUGUCCUGGUUCAGCAGCUGGGGCCAAGAAAACCUGACAUUGAGGCGCCAGCUGAGUGCUCUUCAGAGUUCCCCGUGGGGCCUCGUGCAAGCGCUGGAGCAACAGGUGGGAGAGCUGCGCAUAGACGCCGAGCACCAUAGCAGCCAUGGCGGUACUCAAACAGACACAGGUUUGUAUGAGUCGAGUGAAGGUCAGUCGCCUAAAGGGAGAUCUUGUUCCGCGGAGCCCCCCGAGAUGGUCUCUUCCUGCGCUUACACCGACAGGCCAAAGUCUGUGGGAGAUCCACUCAUGUUGAAUGGAGAAGCAGACAUGAUGAUCCCUCAAACUGGCCUCCCUCGCUCAUUCUCCGCCCCCCACCCUCCUCUGGAAGGCAUCGCGGAAGAAGGAACCCCAGUGGACUCAUGGAUGUUUGAUCCCAGCAGAAUCGACCAACCCUGGCACCAGCAGCAGCAUGCUCCAGGAGAUCAAAGGGACUACACGCAGGUUGUGAGGGUGGAAGGUUACAUCCUUAAUCUAGUCCAGCGUCACACCCUCUCACCGCGGCCGUGUCAGCCUCGCACGACACUCAACCCAGAUCAAGCUUACUGCUUCACCCCCGCACAUAGUAGCGCCCUACACAGGAGAAGCCCCUCUCUUUCCACAGAGCAUCCAGGGCCUCAAGUUGACCCUUUGCCAAACCCAAAGAACCAGAGUUGGGGUUGUGACCUUCCUGAGGGUGAGGCCUGCAGAGGAGAGGCCCCGUCUUUGGAAGAGGAGCGUUAUUUGGUUUUGCCCUACCCCCAGUGUAGGCCACACUCCCUGACUGGGAGGUUACCAUCACCUCCGCCCUCCCUGGACCCCAACUGCACUGCUGGAGCGCUUAACCUUUGUCGUGAACCCUCGUCCCCCCAGCAUUGUGCGCAUCCACAGCCCUCAAUUCAUCACAAACACAAUCUAGUAAGUGCUCAAUACAUCCCGGGGCAAGCCUGCCAUGCGCCCUUACGAUCCCCCAGACACUUAAACCCGGCCCAGUCCAAAGUUCGCCAAGCAUCUCCCGACCACCCCAAGCCUAGAACCUCCAGGAAGAACCACAAUGACAAACAGAGAUCAAAGAAGUCCAGCAGCAAAACCAGUCGGUCCCAGUCGGAGAAUAGCCUCCUUGGGCAACGAGUGCUGCCUGAGCGCAGGUACAGCACCACUGAGAGACAUCAGGCUCAAGGGCAAGUGGCUAAGGUCCACAUAGCAUCCCCAGUAAACGACAAGGCAAGUCGGCGCUGGUGCUCCAACCUGGAGCUCAGCCAAGAUGAAGGAGAAAGCCACGUGGAGCAAGGACAUAGGAGGGCGCCUCGAAAAGCUCGCCACGGUCACAGUGGUCACCACCAGCAGCAGCACCAUCAGCAUUCUCAACGCUGGCCCUCUGACUUCCAGCAGCGAGCGCCACUCUGCCAAGGAGAAGACGCCUACGCCGGAGCCGCUCCCGCUGAGUCCGAGUCCAGCAUGAGCGAGGUGUACUCCCCGGCUUCCAGCUCGCUUUCCAGUGACUCAGACGAGAGCGGCGGUCUGGUGUGGCCUCAGCAGCUGCCCCCCCGCCUCGCUUCUACGUCCUCUUCCUCCUCACCCUCAGCACAGGCCGCCACCAACCCCCCGUCGCAACCCAAGGCCUUUGUCAAGAUUAAAGCCUCGCACGCCCUCAAGAAGAAGAUUCUGCGAUUUCGGUCGGGAUCCCUCAAAGUCAUGACCACCGUGUGAAUCUGACUGUCAGCAGCUUUUCUAAACCCAACCCUGCGCUGUGCUUCUAAUUAAAGGCUGACACGUCAUGGUUGCUUCCAACCAGCAUCCACAUCAAAAUGGAUCGGCUUUGAUGUUUCCCGAAGUGACGUUAAUUGAUACCAAAUUACUCAAUGUUGACGAUGCCCACAUUAUCGCUAUGGAGCUGAUGUCCAAAGGAAUUAUUAUCAAUGAGUCAUCGGUUCAUGGGUCGUAAAUUCCUUCCUGCACAUGCUAGCCUAUUCUAAACUGUGUGCGGUAGCCGCCGCUACCUUUGACACGUGCAAAGCAGUAAAUAGCAGGACACAUACACUUGUGCAAUAAAAUACAAAGAAGACAUUAAAUUAUGGUGAGGAUCUGGAUAAAGAAGCAUGCAAUGGUUUCAUGAACCAGGAAGUAGCAUAACAAAAAUAAAAUAUCUCAUAAAAUAUCAUGAUGUCAGCUUAAAGAAUACAUCUGAUGGUUCCCAAGACCUUUGCACAAGCCUUUGCAAAGAUCCUCUCUCAAAGUCAGACGUAGCAUAAAUCUAGGCAGCGUCUUCUCCCAAACAGACUUAAAACGCAAGACCGGUGAUGUGUUAUUUUAAACCAGCACAUUGUGAAAUAAUAUCUUUUUUUGACGUGUGUUUACAUUGAGUUCUCUCACAAAUCAUAGCCAAGGCAGGAACUGACAUAAGCAGAAUUUAGUCGACUUUCAUAAGAAAACUCAUGCACUGUAAAUACAAAAAGAAUUGAAAUUUUUGGGGCCACUUGACAAAGAAUGAAUGUAUUAAUAAUAAUAAUAAUAAUAUAAGUAAUAAUACUCCCUUGCCUCCCAACCCUUGCAAUUUGAGCGUGUGUUGUGCAGGACUCACAUUUUUUUUUUUUUUUUGCACAGGACCACUCAUGUUACAGGAAUAUAAUCCACGGUACUAUCAUGCUUCGCUUUUUAUCAGCUCUUUAAAUAAAUUCAAGCGAUGAGGCGUCGCUCUAGCCGCUCUACGUCCAUAGUGACUGACUUAAAUUGUUGUCAGCUGUCGUUGAAGCUCGUCAGUCAUCAUUCCGGAGGUCAUUUUAAAGUCAUGACUACAAAUAAAGAGACAGCACACCCGUACACCUGUAUUUCCAUGAUGUGGCCUUGUUUGGGAUGAAUGUGGUUUUUAAGAAAAUAAAGCAACUUUUCUCUCGGUAGUUUUACACUCGGUUAUUUGAAGAAUUACAACCAGCAACAACAGAAGAUGGCAGCAUAGAGAAUCAUGCCAACAGCAGCAGUAUUGAUAGUGGUACAUUAUCAUUCCUUAAAGGGGAACUGCACUUUUGGGGAAAUUUUGACCAUCAUUCACAAUCCUAAUUUGAAAUAUGCUUAGAAACAAGCUUAGUAAAUUGAACACUGUUGGAGUUUUUUUUUUUGUGAGGGCUUUAGCGUCAAAAUAAGUAUUUCCCAGGCUCAUAUGCCCUGGAAUGCACAGAAAGGGAAAGAAAUGUGUCUUCAUUUUUCACAUAAGGAUUGUGAAUGAUUCCAAAAAAGUGCAAAACCAGGUAAAGAGCAUUGAUGGCAUUCUUUAAAAGGGGACAGACAGAAAGAAAUGAGCAAAACCGAACACCACAAACAACAACAGAAACAGAAAAAGGGAGGUGCGGAGGAAAGAAAGAAUAGACACCAAAAUAAUGCUAUCCUUUGUGACACUGACAACAGCAAAAACAAUACCAUCAUAGGAGGGGACAGAGCAAAAACAGAAGGCAGCAGCAAUGGCUGCUACCUACUGUAUGUAACAUUGGAUGGCGGCAUUUCAAAGGACCUCAGUAAUGCAUCACUGCUUGACCUAAUUCAUUAUAUAAUGUCAUCAGUUAAUAAUCAUUUACUUGGAAAUGGGUGGAAGCAAGUCAGCAAGCUUCCUUGUUUUUUUGGUUUUUGAGCUUGAACGCCAACAGGAAAUGAAGCAAACAUUAGCAAUUCUGUAGCAAUCAUCAUACCAUCUUAAAAGCACUCCUUCAAUAAGCCUACAACUGAAACCUGUACCUUGCUACUUUAUUAGAAUAAUUUAGAAAUCAUUCCAUAAGACAAGGAUAAUGUGUUUAUUGGCUGUUCUUUUUGCAUUUAUUUUCCCAUUUGCAGUAUAACACGGAGUAUUUGAAAAAUACAACAGACAGUCAAAGACAUUGUAACAUUGAAAAAGACAUAGAAACAAUGUUGCAUCAGCGUCUGCUCCCCAUCACACAUUGGUCACCUCCUUUUCUGUGGAGCUUGUAGCCUUGGUUUCAUGAAUAGCGCUGCUGAUCUUGAGCGUGUGGUCCUCGCUGAGCAAGUGCAGGAUGUUACACAAGGAGCGGUUCAUGGUGUCUUUGAAACCCCGUCCCAGACACACAUAAAGUAGCGGGUUGAGACAGCUGUUGAAGUACGCCAGGCAGAGCGUCAGAACAUGGGCCAGGUACACAGAGGGACUGUGAGGGGAAUUCCGAGGCGUUACCAGGAGGAGGAAGUCUACGAUAUGCAGAGGGAGCCAACACAAGAAGAAAGACAGCACCACGGCCACGAUGACCUUCAGCGUUCGCUUGGAGCGAGUCCUGCCUUGAGCCAUUUUACUUUCGGCUCUCAUGUAGACCACCCAGUGACAGAUCACAAUGACCAGGAGGGGGAGGAUGAAUCCGAGCAGAAAGCGGAAUACAGUAACGAUCCAGGCGCUCUCUAUGCUGUGCACCACCAGGCACUCUUUCUUGUGUUCGCCCAGCGUGAUCUCCCUGGUGUAGACAAACUGCGGGAUGCUCCCUACGAGGGCCAGGCACCACACUACGACGCAGCCUACUAUAGCAUACUUGGGUCGCCUGUUGUUGUGGCACCACACUGGCCUGAUCACCAGCAAGCACCGAUCCAGACUUAUGAAGACCAACUGCAGGACGCUGCAAUACAUGACCAAGUAGAAAAAGCCUUUGACCAACGUGCAAGCCAGCGGGCCGAAGUGCCAAUGGUCAUCAUGGGCCAGAGGCACCAUGAGAAGAGGCAGCGAGAGGCAACACAGGAGGUCAGCCAACGCCAGGUUGAGGAACCAGAUGGACGUGACCGACGGGGGCAUGUUGAAGCCGGUCACCCACACCACGAUGGCGUUUCCGGGAACGCCAAAGGCAACCACCAGUGCGUAGCAGGUCAGGGCCACAAUUUGGAUGGGUUGAAUCUUGGGCAUCAUGAUGUCGGGAAAGUCGGGGAAAGUGAAGUUUAAGUCUAAAUCGGUAAUGUUGAAGUCCGUAUAAUCACCCAGGGAGGAGACAUCAUCCAUGAUUGAGCUGCAGAUCCAAAAAAUAGAUGAUCAGUUUCGCCUUUUCAAGCUGUUUCAAUUUUCAGACUUCCUGGAUCCAACUUUGGGAUUUGGUAGAAAAAUAAUAACACAGGCCAAACUGUUGAGUGACAUUGUUUUUUUUCCACAUUGUGCUCAGAUAAUCCUCCUUUUUGUGUGGCAGAAACACAUAGAACUGAACUGACACUUCAAACUCAAUCAAACUCACAUUUUCGGAUUGUGAAUGAUUGGCAAAAUUCCAAAUAAAAGUUUUUCUUUAAGACAAAAAGAAGUUAAUACUUAAUACUAACUUAAUUUAACCCCCCAAAAAACAAAUUCAGGUUUUACAUGAAGUACCACACAAGGACUGGUUACUGUAUAUAAAGUAAAACUAAUCUUGCACAAUAAUAGGAAUAGUAACUGCAAUUGUAAUAUGGAAUCAUUUCCACAAAUACUUGACUUACAACGUCAGCUCUUCAGUUGCUGUUGCACACCCUCUUAGCGGAAAGGAAGUGAUGGGCUGUUCUCCUGAUGCAAGGUUUUAUACCCCAAAGACACACACACACGUCUGCGAUUGGCUGGCGACCAGUCCAGGGUGUACCCCGCCUCUCGCCCAAAGACAGCUGGGAUAGGCUCCAGCAUACCCGCGACCCUCGUGAGGAUAAGCGGGACACAUACACUUCUGCUCUGAUGGUGUUGAAAUGUGUUACAGAGGGCAUUUUUUAUGACUGUCAAAAUUAUUUUGUAUGUAAAUGAGGCAUACCAAUAUUAGUAUUUAUUAUUAUUGUUAAAUUAACAAAUUAAAUACCAAUAAAUAAAAUGUUUUUUUUAAUUUUAAUUAAUUAAUUUAUUAUUUAAUUUUUUUUUAUUUUAUUUUUUAUUCUUUUUUAAGUUAUUGUUUUUGGAGGACCUAUUCAAACACCAUGUGUAAAUGCAAUUUUUAUGAUUAUCAUCAUCAUGGGUCUGCAUGAACACUUAUGGGCAUACAGUGGCUUUUUGAUGUGUUUUCUUGGAGACACAGUUACUCAUCCACUGUGGAGUGAUUUCACAAUACAAAAGUGGAACUCAAAGCAAAAGGAUACAUCCGCUUCAAUUCACCAUGCAGGAAGCUUCUUCUUCUUCUUCUUUCUCUUCGAGCUUUUCCACCACAGCAAACCAAUCUCCUCCAUCCAACCCUGUCUUCUGCAUCUGUCUCUCUCACUCCAACUACCCUCAUGCCCUCCUUCACUACAUCCAUAAACCUCCUCUUUGGUCCAUGUCCCAACCAUCUCAGUCUGGCCUCUCUGACUUUAUCUCCGGGGCCUCUAACAUGUAAUGUCCCUCUGAUGUACCCGUUCCUGAUCCUAUCCAUCCUGGUCACUCCCAAUGAGAACCUCAGCAACCACAUCUCUGCCAAGAAGCUGUAUUAUACAGUAUAUAACUUAUUAGCAUAUCUUGGAUUGGUUUUAGGCUUUUUAGGUGAUUUUAAACAUGAAAAUUCCCUCCUUUUCUUUAAAUCUGGUCUCACCACAGUUUUUUUAUACCUUUCCUUUCAUUUUAGCUGAAACUCUUCUAUCAAACAUCACGCCUGAAACUGUUUUCCACCCGUUCCAUCCUGCCUGCACACGCUUCCUCAUCUCCUUUUCACAAUUUCCAUUGUUCUGGACUGCUGACCACAGGUACUUAUCUCUUCU
Messenger RNA from Doryrhamphus excisus (bluestripe pipefish), 7250 nucleotides. RefSeq names its product dapper homolog 3-like. The record is from RefSeq and is a predicted model, not a curated record. Gene Ontology annotation, cellular component: cytoplasm. NCBI's taxonomy places the organism in Eukaryota, Metazoa, Chordata, Actinopteri, Syngnathiformes, Syngnathidae. Gene Ontology annotation, biological process: negative regulation of canonical Wnt signaling pathway.